AUUUAAUUCGAACAAUAAAGUUUAGUUUUACCCUGAAGCACCCGAUGCUCGCCACGUGGAAUUCGAACAACCAGACGAAGCCGUACGAUCCCAUUCCAAGUUUGUGUCCGCCGAGGAAAUCUCAUGGAAGAUAUCGCUAUGUGGAAAAAUCUACACACACACCCCGACCACCAGUCGCGCGUGAGAAUCACUCGCCCCUAAACCCAAAUCUACAUCCGCUACUCUCUUACAGGACAAGCGAGUAGAGAGCGUUUACGUACUCUAGCAGCAACAGGUACUUUCCAGCCAUUUCCAUAAUAAAAAAAAAAAAAUGAAAUAAAUAAAUCGAAUUUGGAUAUAGAAAUUAAAAACGUUUUACCAAAACGACAAGUCACCGGGGGAUUUCCCCAAAUCCAGUUGUUCGGACCUUCCCAUAAAAUCCUACGUGGCGCCGGUCACCUAUCCCUGUCGGUUGGUGGGAUAAUUCAGUAUUUACCGGCAAUACCAAGUUUCCACCAAAAUCAGCAACCGGAUAACCCGGUCAGUCUCCUACAUGCACAUAUAAAUAAUUGCCUCGUUCUCCACAAAGUCUUUCUCCUCUCAUUAUAUAACACCUUCUUUUGAGUCUUUCUUCUCUAUUCACUCAGUAUACUGAAAUCUCCUCCCACAAGAAGGAUGGCUCCAACUUUCGAUGGCGGUCAAAACGGGAACCUCAAGCGCAACGACUCGGCCGCAUCGAUUUUCGAAAUCGGCGAAUCGGACUUGUCUCGACUACUGGAAAAGCCGAGGGCGGUCAACAUAGAGAGGAAGAGAUCGUUCGACGAGAGAUCCAUUAGUGAAUUGUCCAUUUCGUCCCCGCCCCGUAACUUCUACAAGAACAACGAGAACUCGUCUCGUGUUUUCGAGAGCUUUGGGAGUAUACAUUCCGGUGUCAGCACGCCCAGGUCGUUUCACUGCGUCGAGACGCAUCCCAUAGUGGCGGAUGCGUGGGUGGCUUUGCAGAGAUCGAUCGUUCAUUUCCGUGGCCAGCCUGUCGGCACUAUUGCUGCUUUGGAUCAUUCCAGUGAGGAACUUAACUAUGAUCAGGUUUUUGUAAGAGAUUUUGUUCCAAGUGCACUAGCCUUCUUAAUGAACGGCGAGCCCGAAAUCGUGAAGAACUUUCUUCUGAAAACACUUCGGCUCCAAUCGUGGGAGAAGAAAGUGGACAACUUCACUUUAGGUGCGGGUGUAAUGCCAGCAAGUUUUAAGGUACUUCACGACCCUGUAAGAAAUUCCGAAACCAUCAUUGCGGAUUUCGGGGAGUGUGCAAUCGGCAGAGUUGCUCCGGUCGAUUCCGGCUUUUGGUGGAUUAUUCUUUUGCGAGCGUAUACAAAGUCAACCGGGGACACUUCUUUGGCCGAAUUGCCCGAGUGCCAGCGUGGCAUUAGACUGAUAAUGACAUUGUGCUUGUCUGAAGGCUUCGAUACUUUCCCCACUUUAUUGUGUGCCGAUGGAUGCAGCAUGAUCGAUCGGAGAAUGGGAGUUUACGGAUAUCCGAUAGAGAUACAAGCACUCUUCUUCAUGGCGCUAAGAUGCGCGCUACUCCUCCUCAAACAAGACGAAGAGGGCAAAGCCUGCGCGGAAGUAAUCUCGAAACGCCUCCACGCGCUAAGCUACCACAUGCGCAACUACUUCUGGCUCGACAUCAAGCAGCUCAACGACAUCUACCGCUACAAGACGGAGGAAUAUUCCCACACGGCGGUCAACAAGUUCAAUGUAAUGCCCGACUCGCUUCCCGACUGGGUGUUCGAUUUCAUGCCGACGCGCGGAGGGUACUUCAUAGGCAACGUGAGCCCCGCUAGGAUGGACUUCCGUUGGUUCUGCUUGGGGAAUUGCGUCGCCAUUCUGUCGUCUUUGGCGACGCCCGACCAAGCUUCGGCGAUUAUGGAUCUUAUCGAGUCGCGUUGGGAUGAGUUGGUCGGUGAGAUGCCGUUGAAGAUAUGUUAUCCGGCUAUGGAGAGUCACGAGUGGAGGAUCGUGACGGGGUGCGAUCCGAAGAAUACGAGCUGGAGCUACCAUAACGGUGGUUCUUGGCCAGUCCUGAUAUGGCUAUGACGGCGGCAUGCAUAAAAUCUGGGGCGACCGCAGUUAGCUCGACGGGCGAUUGAGCUGGCGGAAACCCGUUUGUUGAA
Molecule: messenger RNA, 2150 nt
Organism: Erythranthe guttata (spotted monkey flower)
Lineage: Eukaryota; Viridiplantae; Streptophyta; Magnoliopsida; Lamiales; Phrymaceae
Source: RefSeq, a predicted model, not a curated record